This is a messenger RNA of Oncorhynchus nerka (sockeye salmon), 3427 nucleotides long. RefSeq lists its product as uncharacterized. Lineage: Eukaryota; Metazoa; Chordata; Actinopteri; Salmoniformes; Salmonidae. The transcript is spliced from 5 exons. The record is from RefSeq and is a predicted model, not a curated record. The coding region runs from base 153 to 1139 and encodes 328 amino acids. Gene Ontology annotation, cellular component: plasma membrane. Gene Ontology annotation, molecular function: protein binding.
GGCAGCCUGAUGAUACUCUGCUUUCAACAACUUUUAUUUUACUAGCAAACAGCACUGUAGCCUACUCUAUUCUACACGUUUCUCUUAACGAAAUGGGCCACAAUUCUGAGAAUUGCUCUGAUGACUUGGAUACAUUUUGGGAUGAGUAAAACAUGUGUGCCGUGUUUUACAUUCACAGCAUCGACCAGGUAAACUCGACAUGCUGCAACGAUUGUCUUUAUUUUAAAUCUAGUUUCGAUGUUGCUACGUUUUUAUCAGUGCACAGCGCGCACUUGUGGUCUACAAACAAAUCUUAUUUUCGAUCAGGGUACGAAUUUAGUCCAAACUGUGGCAGGUAUGACAAUGGGGGAGCAGCGGAAAGACCGUAUGCCGCCCAGAGCUUCAAUAACGGGAGCUUCAUGAAAUGCCAACCCUGUUCUCGCUGCACUCCAAAUCAUCAAAAGCUGUCCGAAUGCAACGAAACGACAGACACGCAAUGCUGCGUAGCGAGGGACCAGACAGGCUGUUGGAAAGGUGCCCUGAAUACCACGGUCCAAUGGUCAACAACAUUAAGGGUCCAAGUGUCAACAUCAAAUCCCACCCCAGCCAAACACAUUGAUCCAAGAUUACAUGGUGAUUCUGCAACUUCACAUGUCAACCAUCAGACUGCAUAUAAGGAACAUAAGCCAUGCUUCAUGGUCAGCCUUAAAGACUGCCUCCCAUCAGACAAUAUCCUGUAUACCAACCAACAUUCACGGAGCAAUAAGACAACAGCAGCUGUCAAUGAAGAGGUUGCUCUGCUACAGUCAGAGACCAGGAGCCUAGAGGACAUUUUAAGUCCUGACCUCCAGUCUGCGCCACUGCAGACGGUUCUGGACAACCUGGAUGUUCUAGAGGAGCUUGUGAUCCUGCUGGACCCGGAGAGCCCUGGGGUGAAGAACACCAGCCACCUAGCAUCUCGCUGCUCCUUCCCCGCCACCUGGAUUACCUACACCUACUCCCUGAGGGAGAGCAAGAGCCCCCUGAGGGCCGUGCUGGAGGGGGUCACCACCAAACACCCAGAGUGGACUGUAGGACACCUGGCCAGGUUGCUGAGAGAGAUGGACCGGAACGACACAGUGGUGGUGCUCACCAAGCUCAGCUUGCUUAAGGUGUUCUAGUCUGGGUGUGUUCUGUGUUGGGUCCGGAAAAGAUGGCUCCAUCCUGAUACAACCGCGAGUCUCUACCCCCUGCCAAGGCACUGAGAUAUAACAGGAGGGCCAGUAGGAGGCAUGCUUUUCUUGGGGACCCCAAAGCAGUGAUUGGGAACACUUGCAUUAGGGUUCAAGUAAGAUAUUUAACUGCGAUAACAUGGCACUUAUCACUUAAAGCAGGGAUGUUAAUCCCGGUAUCCUGAAAAAAAAUGGAGCUACACACUCUAGGUUAGUAUAUUAUUGCAUCUGAGCUCCUAAUAACCAACGUUUCGACAGACAAGCUGUCUUCAUCAGGGUAUAAUGACAAACACUGUGGGGUGACUAGUUUAUAUUGUGUCGAAGGACACACACACACAAGUGUCUGUAAUCAUGACCGGGUGUGGCUUGAUAUCAUUGGUUAAUUUUCAGAUAUAAAUAGAACAUACAUGAAUGGAUAGCAUACAAUCAUAGAUAACAUUUUGCUACAUAGGCCUACAAACAUUUAUAAUGAAUAGCAAGAUCACAGUAAUGGCUUCAGAUCAAAGUCUACGUUGAGACCGAGGGGAGCAAGGGUCUUUAAAGUAAAGAUCCAGGCAGCCUCUCGUUUUAACAAAUUGUCGAGGUCACCCCCUCUCCUUGGGAGAGGUGCCGAUAUAACGUAGGGACGAAAUCGAGUGUUCAUUUUUACCACAAGGACAAGUUGUAAGAUAAAUAACUGCUUUAGCAGAGCACGUGAUAACACCUUUGAUCGGGAUCGGUUUCCCUGUUUGGGGGUGUUUAAAUGAUCUACAUUUGUAAGUGACAUUGUAUUGAGUGCAGCUGUUACACUUGUAGUCUCCAUCCGGUAGAGGUGCUAAUAGACAUUGUGCAGGAGUAUUUUGGGGUGGUAAAUAAGUUCACCAAUUGAUCAGAUUUCUGCCCCGUGAAAAUAUGACCAAGGGAGGGUCCGAAAACACAUUACCGAUAGUGUCAUCGGAUCGUAGAAUGUGGCAAUGUUUGUGAACGAUUUCCAUAAUUUGUUCAGAGCACUUUAAAUGAGGGGUAGUGAGGAUGCAAGAAUGCUUCUUUUUGCGAGACUGUCCUUGAAAGAGAUUAAGGGACAUUUUGUUUUUGCCAUUCUUAUCUAAUUUCUGUGUUCAUGCAAGUGGCUGACUGGACAAAUCACACCUAUGAGUAGCUGCAAUUUGGCAGUAGGCCCAGACCGUGUUUUGAGAACAAACAAAAGAUCUGUUUCAAGGUAUCAGCUUAGAGAAAGAAUCCUUGUGAUGUGUUGGUCUGUCACAUUAUGAAACCGUAUUGGUGGGUAACAUGGAUGAAACAAAACGGUAAUGAUGAAUGAAUUAUGCCAAAUCAUGCAAAUAUAACCUGUCUUAUAUACGGCUAUACACAGACAACGGUUGGGACUGCCAAGUGUCUCUGAGACAUGUGUACUAUGCUGCAUUGAGUUGGUUGGAACCUCUCCAGCACGCUGACAAAUAAACAAUCAUUCAGUUAAGAUUGAGUGUCCCGGUGUAAGAAUUAGUUAUGGAUUUUUGUACCCCCUCUCCUAGAAUUUUUUUUGCAUCUCAGCCAUAUCUGUCAAUCUGUUUUUUAUUCGACAGAAUUGGCUGUAGGGCAAACUGUAUUUCAUGGGAAGCGGGUGACAGCUAUCAGCCCUCAAACUGUUAUGAUCAAUAGGUUUCCUGUAAAGAUCAGUAUAUAGAACAUUAUCCUCACACAAAAUCAGAAGAUCAGGGAAACUGAUAUGAUGUGCGUGACAGAUAUGUGUCAGAUCUCAGGCGCUCAGAACAAGUGUUAAGUUCCCAACCUGGCCCUCACAAUCAUUUUCAUCUUAUGUCAAACGUAAUAUCACCAACCAAUGAUAUUGCUGUAUUUAUACAUUGCUUGUUAUAUAAAUGUCAUAUUAGCAUUUGUUUAAUUCAAUUUUCAAAUGAUCAACUCCAAUUUGUUCAAACAUCUUAACAUCUUUAUUAAGCAAAUAACAUUAUAAAUAAAAAAAGUGCAUAGAAAAAUUAAACGGGUUUAGAAAUAUGUAUACAAUUAUUUACAAACUCAGGGUUUAUUUGUACAAGGUAACAAAGACAAGUUCACACAUAUUUUCAUGUCUUUAACACUUUGUUAUACUUUAAAAUAACCCUACCAUAUAGAACAUACAGCUUUCUGAACCAGUUCUGGGAGAGAUCGUCAUGGUAACUUCAGGUUUCCAACUAGUGCUUUGCAUGUUUCAUCGAACACACAGGCCAGCUCUGCAGGACAUUAAAACCAAGUUACUCUUA